Penicillium subrubescens is the source of this 1308-nucleotide messenger RNA. RefSeq lists its product as uncharacterized. The record is from RefSeq and is a predicted model, not a curated record. Gene Ontology annotation, biological process: vacuolar transport. The transcript has 4 exons. Bases 190 to 1206 code for a protein of 338 amino acids. Lineage: Eukaryota; Fungi; Ascomycota; Eurotiomycetes; Eurotiales; Aspergillaceae.
CGCCAAUCACAACCUACUCACUUCGGCAUGCAACGUAAGCUUCCUCGAUCAUUUCAGCCUCCUCACCAGCCUUCUGACUUACCUUAAACAUCAACCAAACAAGGAGAGCUGGCCUCUUGACGAAACUCAAACACUCAUUUCCAUCUCCUUUCUUUUUCUGCGGUCCUCGGUGACCUCCCACUUCCAGCCAUGAAGCUGUCCAGUUCCGCUCGUUAUUCCCUCCUCUUCUGGUCCGUCAUCUCGGGACUCACCAAUGCUGCCUCGGACCAUAACUCGCACCUCAACGAUGACUCCCCCUGCGUGGCUCGCUCCCCGACGAGCGGCCUCUACUUUGAUCUCUAUGCGAUCUCAUUAUCGCCACCGGAAUUGAAGAAUGGCAAGAAGGUCGAGAAAGACGCGCGCAAUGAGAGCUGGCAUGCCAAGGGACAUGACUACCCCGCAAACUUCACGGUCAACAUCUGCGCGCCGGUCAUUGAGGAAGUCAAGGAUGUGGUCGGGGUAGAGUCGUCGCGGUGGAAGAAUGUCAGCGCAUAUUACGAGCAAGCGGGGAAGAUAUACUCGAUAGGUGAGCAAGCUUCCGAGCCCUUCUUCCGGGGUCGCAAGCUUGUCCUCAACUAUACGAAUGGCUCCCCAUGCCCCGGUGAUUGGAGCACCACCAGCAAGAACUCCUCCGUGCGCACCAAGUCCACCAUCAUGUCCUUCCUCUGCGAUCGCGACGCACCCGCAAACACCGCUACUCCUUCCUUUGUCGGUACCAUGGAUUCAUGCACAUAUUUCUUCGAGGUUCGCAGCUCAGCUGCAUGUGGAGGAAUCGCGGUAGACCCGAACGCCGGUGGGCUGGGACCGGGCGGGGUCUUCGGUGUGAUCAUGCUCAUUGCCGUGGCUGCGUAUAUGAUCGGUGGCUGUGCGUAUCAACGGACAGUCAUGCACCAGCGCGGUUGGCGCCAGUGCCCCAAUUUCAGCCUCUGGGCUGGCAUGUUCGAUUUUAUCAAGGACAUGUUCGUCAUCCUAUUCUCAUCACUCGGGAGAUGUCUUCGCCUUAAGCGAUCCCCCUCGAACGGUGGCUACGUUCGCGCCGACAGUGACGGCCGUGGCGGCUUUAUCGGUGCGAUCGGUGGCCGAGGCGUUGGUGGUCAUGGCGGGCGACGGGAUGUUGAUGCUGAGAAUCGACUUAUAGAUCAGCUUGAUGAGGAGUGGGAUGACUAGAUAACUUGUCGCUUGAUCUGUAUCCAAGGAAUUAUCCGGGAUUCCAAUUACCUCUUCGGGCACUCGUUAGCUAUAGAUCUUCGUCGCAAUCAAUCAAUGAUU